GUACUAAUUCGCGCUCACUUUUCAAGCGUACCUCAAGGGAGAAAUCCUAACUCAUCAGCUUAAUCCCUUAUUCUUCUUUGCCAACAUCCCCGCAUCACCGUUCGCCAUGACUCUCAAUUCGAACCCUCAGGCCCGCAUCUCGCAUCUGCCGCGAGUAGAUGGCUCGGCAACGUUUUCAAGGGGCGGUUAUUGCGUGGUUGCGGCCGUCAAUGGGCCGAUUGAGGUCCAACGACGAGACGAAAACCCCUUCGAAUCAGUCGUCGAUGUUGUCGUACGACCUGCUGCAGGGGUCGGAGGCACAGGAGAGCGCCAACUCGAGAAUAUUUUGCGUUCCGCCCUUCGCCAGCUGAUUCCCGUCAAAAACUUUCCUCGUUGUCUCAUUCAGGUCACGCUUCAGGUGACUGAGACGCCGCAGAACGAUUAUGCGAACAGCAAAGUAGUCCAGGCUCAUUCUAGCCUGCCUCAGUUACCGGCCCUCUUUCACAGCGCCAUCUUGGCCUUGCUGUCGGCCGCCGUGCCUUUGAAGGCUAUUGCCACAUGCGCCACUUUGGCCGUCGUCGAGAAGGUUGACAAGAUCAUCGUUGACCCUUCUCCUCUGGAGAUAGACCAGUCAAAAUCGCUCCACGUUGUCAUAUUUACGUCGCAGAACGACCUCUUGUUGCUGGAGAGUGAGGGAACUUUCUCCAUGGCCGAGUGGGAUGAAGUGAUUAGCAAAGGUCAACUAGUGUGCAGCCAGCACCGCCAAGCGGAGUUGGGCGCGGCCAUGGACGACGACAGCCAAGACACGACCGACAUGCAGCAGUUCAUCCGGACCGUCAUGGAAUCGAAGGCUGCGUAAAAUCAGCCCAUCAACCGAAGCAUACAGGGUCUUGGAACCGCCGAGCGACUACCAAGGCGUGGGUGAUGCCGCACUCAGGAGUUCCAGUGGAGGAGAGAUGUCAACACUGGCACACUGCAAUCGACGGUGAGAUGGAUGAUACCAACGAAGAACACGCGGCAUCGACGUCUAGGCAUCGGGGCUUGCGCCAUUGUAGCAAUAGGGAUGGACCGGACUGGUUCGCUCAGUUAUGAGUGGCGAGAACGACAGACUGGGGAGAGUGUCGAAACGAGACGGCCGAUGGGGUGGCAGGCGAA
This is a messenger RNA of Colletotrichum phormii, 1134 nucleotides long. RefSeq names its product exosome complex subunit Rrp46. Gene Ontology annotation, biological process: U4 snRNA 3'-end processing; nuclear mRNA surveillance; poly(A)-dependent snoRNA 3'-end processing. Bases 107 to 838 code for a protein of 243 amino acids. NCBI's taxonomy places the organism in Eukaryota, Fungi, Ascomycota, Sordariomycetes, Glomerellales, Glomerellaceae. The record is from RefSeq and is a predicted model, not a curated record. The transcript is spliced from 3 exons. Gene Ontology annotation, cellular component: nucleolus; cytoplasmic exosome (RNase complex); nuclear exosome (RNase complex).